Penicillium daleae is the source of this 1557-nucleotide messenger RNA. RefSeq names its product fungal specific transcription factor domain-containing protein. Gene Ontology annotation, cellular component: nucleus. NCBI's taxonomy places the organism in Eukaryota, Fungi, Ascomycota, Eurotiomycetes, Eurotiales, Aspergillaceae. Gene Ontology annotation, molecular function: DNA-binding transcription factor activity, RNA polymerase II-specific; RNA polymerase II cis-regulatory region sequence-specific DNA binding; zinc ion binding. The transcript has 3 exons. Gene Ontology annotation, biological process: positive regulation of transcription from RNA polymerase II promoter by galactose; DNA-templated transcription. The record is from RefSeq and is a predicted model, not a curated record. The coding region runs from base 1 to 1557 and encodes 518 amino acids.
AUGACAGAUGAUCAAUCUGAAGAUGGUCUUCAAGAUUUGGAACCGCCCCCUGAGCGUGACUUUACGUGGGAUGAAGUCUCGGGUGAUGAUAGCGACGUCUCUCGGGUUGCCGAUGACAUUAAUGGUCUGGCAGUGUCAUUGGAUUCCCUCAACUCUCACAAUGCAUCAUACCUGGGGUUCUCUUCGGUCCCAACCAUACUACGUGUCAUUGCCCAUUUGUCACCUCGCAUUCGCCAGGUAGUCCCUCCCAGCCUCGAGACAUUGAAAUCUCCCGUACCCACGGGCGAGAGUCCAGAGAGCAAUGUGUCCGCCGACAUCGAUGAGUUAUCUUUGAUCAACGCGUACUUUUUGCAUGUCCAUCCUAUCACGCCAAUGAUUGACGAGGCCGACUUUCGGCGGCGCUUCGCUGACGGCGAAGUUCCUGAAAAUUCCAAAACGCCGUGGCUUGCCCUGUUUAAUAUGGUACUUACAAUGGGCUGUUUUGCGGAGGACAAUUCGCAGUUCAGCAAACACCAUUUUUUGUACAAGCGAGCCUUAUCAUAUCUGAGCAUGUCAUCGUUCGGCUCAGGGCAUAUAUACACCGUCCAAGCCUUGGCUCUCUAUGGGGGCUGGGUACUUCACUAUUUGAACAAACCAAAUACAGCCUGUGCUGUCAUGGGAGCGACUCUCCGCAUGGCUAUUGCUAUGGGCUUGCAUAGGGUACAGAUACCGAGGCAUUACCCAGUCAAUGCCCAAAGCUCAGGACAUAGUUCCAUCGUACGAGGAUACGUACCUGGUGGUGCAUAUUCUGUCUCGACACUUGUAUUAACGUCCUCAACAUCUUCGCUGGCGAGUAUGGAUUACGGAACGAUCUCGCUCACUGCAAAUGAGCAAUUCUGCAAGAUUGCAACACGAAUACAAGAGCGACUGGUCGAGACGCCCUUAAUUACAUCAAAUGAGAUCCAAGACUUUGAUGAAGAACUUUUGAAAUGGAAAGGAUCCCUGCAUGUAUUCCUCUCCGAUGCCCAACACUGCCCACCUCAUCUGCGAGUCGCGCGAGCAGUGCUCUUGUGUCGAUUCAUGACGACACGUCUCAUACUUUACCGACCAUACCUCUUGAGCGCAGCGAUACAUCAGAAGCCGUGGUCUAAUGCUCCUCAACUAGGGGGAGCAUUGGUCGUCAAGUGUCUGGAAAUUGCUCGCGCCGGCGUCGACACCAUAGGUUCGGAUUGGUUUCCAAACCAUAUGUUAUGUUGGAAUCAUGCGUGGCACCUCUUUCAAAUCUCGUUGGUUCUGAUUCUUGCUCUCGCUUCAGAUGCAAACGGAGCAGAAAGUGCACUUUGCACUGAGUAUAUCACCAAGUCUAUGGAUCUUCUGGCCCAAAUGGAACCCUUCGAUGCCGGGGCCACACGGGGUCGACUGGUCAUUCAGCUUCUACAUGAAAACAUUAGGCAUCGGGAUGAUUCUAUGGCUAAUAUCAACCUUGAUGCAUCUAGCUCUUUGGUUCUUGAUCUUCUUGAUGAGGAAAUGAUGGGUACCGACGCCGAGUGGGUCAAUUUUCUGUGUGGUUACAACUGA